AUGGGGUAUCCUGGGGGCUGGUCGGGUGCUUCUUUCACCCACGUGCUGCUGCUGCUCGGCCUCCCAGCGCUCUGCUCAGCAGGGCCGGGGGAGCCGGGCCCCACUAUCGAUGGACAGGCACUAGCAGCGUGCACACUGCGGGAGGAGGAGAGCCGUACCUUCACCUGCCAGGCCCCUCAGCUGGCCCCUGGCACUGCACUGGUGUGGUACCUCGAUGGUCGGAAGCAGGAGGUGAACUGCUCGGCCGCAGGCACUGCCAGCACCCUCACCCUCACUGCCCAGCGCACCUACCGCGAGCUCAACUGCUCUCUGACGGACCCGACCUCCAGGCAGACCCACAACGCCUCCGUCCUCCUUGAUGUGCAGUAUAAACCGGAGAUCCUGCAAGCAGAUGCCCACUACCAGGAUGCUGAGGGCACUGGGCUCCUUCUGGUGCUCUCUGUGCUGGUGCGAGCCAACCCCCCUGUCAGCAUUGCUUGGGUGUGCCAGAAUGGGCAUGUGAUGGCCAAUACCUCUGAGUUCCUCUUCCUGGGCACGACACGCUACCCAGGGCUGGCUAACCACUCGCUCCAUGUCCACCUCAGCAGUGUGGCUGGCAACCUGUCUGUCAGUGCUGCCAACAGUGUGGGAGUCACCACCACCUCCAUCCUGCCCCCAGGUCUGUUGGACACCCACGUGGAGCUGCCUUUGCUGGGUGUUGCCAUCGGAGCAGCCCUGGCCCUUGGUGUCCUGCUCCUCCUGGGCUCUUGUGCCACCUGCCUGGCGUGCCGCCGGGCCAAGCUGGAGCCAGCUUCCUCCAAGGAUGCAGGAGAGGAGAGAGCCGUGCCAGCACUGGAGAACUCCCUGGUUUUCAACAAGCUCGGCGAGUCAGGUUUUGUCCAGCUCCCCACGUCUGGGCGCAUCUACAAAGUGCCCAGCGUGAGCAGCGAUGAGAUCUGGCUGUGA
Chaetura pelagica (chimney swift) is the source of this 945-nucleotide messenger RNA. RefSeq names its product transmembrane protein 25 (gene TMEM25). Bases 1 to 945 code for a protein of 314 amino acids. Gene Ontology annotation, biological process: negative regulation of excitatory postsynaptic potential. Lineage: Eukaryota; Metazoa; Chordata; Aves; Apodiformes; Apodidae. The record is from RefSeq and is a predicted model, not a curated record. The transcript is spliced from 6 exons.